Molecule: messenger RNA, 1008 nt
Organism: Adineta ricciae
Lineage: Eukaryota; Metazoa; Rotifera; Eurotatoria; Adinetida; Adinetidae
Source: the annotation of a GenBank genome assembly
AUGACAAGAUCUGAACGAGAAAGUCUUCAAAAGCGUAUUGUACAAUUUUUUGUCAACAUUGCUGAUGGAAAUAAAAGUCUUACUGUUAACCAUUUCAUGAAAGAAAAAACUCCUCGUCAAACUAUCUACAGUAUCAUAAAAAAAUAUGAAGAAGCUGGUCAUACUGGAGACAAACCAAGAUCUGGUCGACCAAAAAAACUCUGUCAAGGACAGUUAACUCGACUGAAACGUCUUGUCAAUCACAAGACAGGCAUUUCUUUGCGUCGAAUUUCGUCAAAAAAUGAAUAUCAAUUAUCACAAAAACAACGAUCACCAAAAUAUACAGACAAGCAACUUCAGGAAAUUCCAACUCGUGGGCGCAAACUGUAUCGGCUGUUAUCGAACAAUGAUUUUGAAUUAGUGAUGGACGACGAAAAAUAUUUUACUCUUUCUGAUCAUUCGGCUUUAACCAACCGUGGGUUUUAUUCAUCAAACAAAGAAGAAACACCACAUGAAGUCAAAUUGAAACGUACACAGAAGUAUGAACCAAAGGUCCUCGUGUGGGUUGCCAUAUCAGAAAACGGGAUCUCAUCGCCUUUUUUCGCUAAACAACAACAAGCUAUUGAUCAAACAACUUAUUUGAAUGAAUGUGUGGUGAAGCGUCUGAUGCCAUUCAUUAGCAAUUAUCAUUUAAAAGAAAAAGUUUUAUUUUGGCCUGAUUUAGCCUCAUCACACUACAGCAAUAUCGUAACUCGGUAUUUCGAUGAAAACCACAUUGAGUUUGUUGACAAGGAUUUCAACCCUCAAAACUGUCCUCAGUCAAGACCUAUUGAAACUUUAUGGGCAAUUUUAAAGAAUAUGGUCUAUGAUCAAGGCUGGGAGGCCAAGAAUAUAGGUCAUUUAAAACGAAGAAUACAACAAAAAAUGAAAGAGAUCGAUAUCGAGGUCGUCCAAACGAUGUUUUCAGGGAUUCGAAAACAACUGAGAAAAAUCGCUGAUUAUGGGCCAUAUAAAGCUUGUUCUUUAUAG